GGGACAGACCCAGCAGCACACAGAGCCGACCAUGAAGCUGGUCCUCAUCCCACUGUUCAUCUCCCUUCUGGAUGCGGCAUCGGCUGCGAAGCUCCAGAUCACUCUUCCGACGAGUUUGUCUGUGAGGGAGGGAGAGAAUGUGACUAUUCCCUGCUCCUUCUCCCCAUCGACGUCCAGCCUGGACCACAUCAUCCUCCUGUGGUUCACGAUGCCCAGACACUACGCAGAGAACAUGACCAGAAGAGAGAUGAAGAAGAUCUAUCAAACGCGGGAUGAAAAAGAGGACUUGAGUAUCGUGAAGUCUGUGGGAGACGUGCGGACGGGAGACUGCUCCAUCGGCAUCCCCAACUUCCCCAAGAACCUCGGCCCCGUGGCUCUGUGCCGCAUCGACUGUCGCCGAUGUAACGCGGAGAACACCGUGGUGCAAGGGGAGGUGCUGCUGAACGUGAUGCCUGCAGCCCCACGGUCACACGGUGGGGGCGUGAGUGACGUCACCCUCGCCCCUCUAGAGGAGACCUCGCACAAGGGAGGGGUGGUGGCUGCCUGGGUCCUGGUGCCUCUAGCUGUCAUUGUCAUCAUCAUCAUCGUCUCCAUCUUCGUCUGGAAGAAGAAUCACCGUCGGUCUUCAUGGCCCUGCCUCCACUCACGCAGUGGCACUCCAUCCGUAGUCUCAGGAGAGAGCGCAGCUGAGAGAGGACAGCUGGCGGGACCUUCCAACAGAGACGUGGAAUGAGCGGCACCAUCGCCCAGGCAUGAAGACCACGGGCUCCCCAUCGUCAACACUACCAAGUCCCGAGUUGUUUUGUUACUCGCAGUUUUGUUGCGUCUUCUGCCUCAAUCUCGUGCCCAAAACGUCGGCAUGAGGGCAGGGCUAGCACUAUGGCAGUUGUGAAGUUGUUUUGGUAAUCGCUGUCAAUCUGAUCAAAGUACAUGAGAUCAAAAUAGUUUGAUAUUUACAAUCUGCAGUUUACUUGAACACCCUCACGGGCAGCAACAGCAGCAAGCAGUGACUUAUUUUGAGACGCGUGAUCAACCUAACCACUUUAGCGAUGUGCACAGAGACACGUUCCUCUGAAAAACGGGUCGGCUCUGCCGCUUGGGUUGAACCCACAGCGAGCCAGACCGAGUGUCUGCCGCUGAAAAUGCCGACCCCUCCAUGCCGACCCCCGACCCCCUGUGUUGUUGUGAGCUGGCAAGUGCGAUUACAUUUCCUGUGGCAGGGUCCAGUAUUUAUUACGCAAUGCUGCCGCUAGUUCUACAAUCCCGUGGUCCAUCCGGUGGCCAUAGCUAUGAUGGUGAUGAGUGAUGGCACCGAUCAAUGACGUGUGUAGGGUACUUUACAUGUGUGCUGAUCAAGUUUAGAUGCAUCGACUGAUGGAUUGAGACGGUUUUUUUCACUCCCAGUACUCGGCACCGUUCCCCACCUCUCCCCGUUCCCACUCCUCCCUCAAGACCCCCACCUCUUCCCCCUGGCCCCCAACCAUCCCUCAUCCAUCCAACCUCCCUCCCCGUACCCAUCCCUGUCCCCUUCCCCUCUUUCCCCUCCUCUCAAACGCCACCAAAAUCACCUUUAGCUAACCUCAUUGUAGCACGUCUAAACUGCCUUGGAUAUAAGCUACGAUUACCUUACCAUCCGUGUAUUCUAAUGUUGUAACGUUUGCACUGCAGCUGUUAGCAGUGUAAUAGAAUACACGAGCGAUUUCCCAAAUAAUAUUUUUUUGGAUGACAUUGACGAUUCAACCCCCCGUGAGUGUGUGGAGCCGUUUACUGAUUUCUACGAUGCUGCUACUGAUCAUAAACUGUUGUCAACCGUCUGUGCCUUGGAACUGCUAAAGUGUUGUACCAACUGGAUUGCCUUGAGCAACAAACCUCAGGGAAUUUUAUAUUCAAAGAGCACACGCAUUGUUUUGGAUACUAGCUAAUCUUUAGAGAUUUUUAAAAUCCCAUUUAUGUAUUUUUUUUUUCAAAUGAGGCCAGGCGGUGUUAACGUCUUAAAAUGGUUAACGAAUGCAAUAUAUUUAUCUACGUCAAACAUUGUCACGUGUCGCCUAAUAAACGUCGCUUGCUGUAAAACC
This is a messenger RNA of Petromyzon marinus (sea lamprey), 2075 nucleotides long. NCBI's taxonomy places the organism in Eukaryota, Metazoa, Chordata, Hyperoartia, Petromyzontiformes, Petromyzontidae. The record is from RefSeq and is a predicted model, not a curated record.